CAAGAGGACGCGAAUGAAAGGCCAGUCCUCUGUCUUCACUCCUCCAAGCAGCAGCCUCACUGAUAGACAGUGCUACCAGCCUGCAAGAAGAGCGCUGUCAAGAGAAUUUCUUCACAUGGAAUACAUUUAAUCAGUGCUGCCCAGCCGAUGCUGCAUCUUGUUUUCAUAUCUCCCAUUGUCCCAGUGCAAACAACAUCCAGAUAGUGUCGCCUUUUUAGUGAGCGCCCUUCCAACAACAGUCAUUGAUAACAGCACUGCACUCAAGUGAAUUGGUUACUACUAGAUGUCAAAGGAGCCAAAUACAAGACCACACUGAAGAAAAGGCUUUGAGGACUAUUUUUCCCUUGUCAACCUUUUAAGUUUUUCUUCCUUAGUUAUUUUGUUUGAUCAAGUGGAAUCAUGGGGGCCACAGGUUACGGCUACUACCGCUCGGUCAUCUUCCUCUGCAUGUUCAUCGGUUACUCGCUGUACUUCUUCAACAGGAAGACCUUCUCCUUCGUCAUGCCCGCUGUGAUGGAGGAGAUUGAACUGGAUAAAGAUGACUUGGGUCUGAUCACUAGCAGCCAGACUAUGGCCUAUGCCAUCAGUAAGUUCAUCAGUGGCGUUCUAUCAGAUCAGAUCAGCGCCCGCUGGCUUUUCUCCAUCGGCCUCUUCUUGGUGGGGGGCAUCAACGUAGCCUUCUCCUGGUCCUCCACUGUACCCAUGUUCUCGCUGCUCUGGUUCAUCAAUGGCCUGGGACAAGGCUGUGGCUGGCCCCCGUGUGGAAAGGUGCUGCGCAAGUGGUUUGAACCCUCCCAGUUUGGAACAUGGUGGUCUGUGCUGUCCUGCAGUAUGAACCUGGCUGGGAGUCUGGGUCCGAUCCUGGCCACGGUGCUCCUGCACUACUACGACUGGAGGACUAUCCUGACCAUGUCGGGCAUCUUCUGCGCAAGCUUCUCAUUCGUUUGUGUGCUGUUUAUAAAGAAUGAGCCCAAGGACGUGGGCCUGCCCAGCAUCCAGGCAGCAAAGAAGGGGGCUAAGGGAGGCAGUAGUGAGAGCACCCUGAGUGAGUUCCUCCUCUCCCCUUUCCUGUGGGUGCUGUCUCUGGGCUACUUGGUGGUGUUUGGGGUGAAGACGGCCGCCACUGACUGGGGACAGCUGUUCCUCAUGCAGGAGAAAGGCCAGACCGCUCUUAUGGGCAGUACCUACAUGAGUGCCUUGGAGGUGGGUGGUUUCGCAGGCAGCCUUGCUGCAGGCUUCCUCUCUGACAGAGCUGUAGCUCGGAAAGGCUUGGGCACCCACGGCAACCCUCGCCAUGGCCUGCUCAUCGCCAUGAUGGCUGGUAUGUGUGUGUCCAUGUACCUGUUCAGAGUCACCAUCACACCUGAAAUCCCAAAGGAGGCUCCUCUUUGGGUUCAAGUCAUCCAUCCUGUCUCUGUCCUCCUUGGCGUAUCAGAAAAAGAGAUCUGGAUCCUCUUCCUUGGUGCUAUGUUUGGAUUUUCUUCUUACGGACCAAUCGCCUUGUUCGGGGUGAUAGCCAGCGAAUGUGCUCCUUCAAAUUUUUGCGGAACCUCUCACGCUGUUGUAGCUUUAAUGGCUAACGUGGGGGCUUUUAUGGCAGGGCUUCCCUUCAGCACUAUUGCCAAGCAACACAGCUGGGACACGGCAUUCUGGGUAGCCGAGGUGAUCAUGGCCGUCGCCACCGUCAUGUUCUUCCUCGUACGCAACAUGCGCACCAGAAUGGGACGGGUUGUAGAGAAAAUGGACUGAUGUAUCUUCCUGAAAUGAGCCAACUGUUGAUGUCCUGUCAUGUGACCUGAUAUGACUGGGUUCUUGCAGUAUUGAAGGUUGUAUGCAGUACGGUAUUAUAACUCCAGAUUGACCAAACAAAACCACUGUCGAACACGGACUAAUUGGGUUAGUUUAGUCACUCAGGGUGGGUGUAGGUCAUUAAAUCACUUCAAUUUCUCAAUGAGGCAUUUUUUUAUCACCCAUACUUAACAUUUUCCGUCCUAUUCAACAGCACAAAGACAGUAGUUCAUUUUAGUUUGUCACCAGCUCACAUUUAAGUGCUUCCACUGAUUCAUAACAGCAGUUUUCAUGUAAGUAUGUUUCAUAUAGCUUUAUCUCAGCUCUAUGCUGAAGAGACUGUGGACAUGAGAAAGAAGAUGUGUGCUGCUCACUGCAUACGUUGCCUUCAGUGGAGGUCAGUUAUAUUUAUUUAUUGAAUGUGAACUGAUAAGGUCUGUACUUUCUAGACUGUUAUUUGUCUAGAUGUUUGCACAGAUGUGGUAGCAUGCAUCAUGGUCAUGGUUCAUUUUACUACACCUCAAGUAUUUGUAAAAAAUAUAAUAGGUCACCUAAAUGAAGCAAUCCUAGAUCAUGUUAUUUUUAUACACGGUUCUGUGCUACAGUCUUACGUUGUGUCAGCUUUUGAGAUCUGACAUGUUUUUAAAAGAUUUAAAUCAAAUCUUUGCUAUGUGACAACUGUUUAAUCACUGAUAUUAUAGUUGAAUACAACUAAGAGCUAAGACUCUGGAUAAUCUGCUGUUAACUCAUGUAUAAAAUCUGUGAGUUUUAAUGGGUCUACACUCAGUGCACAUCUAAAUCUUACUGGAAUUGUACAAUGAACUUGAAACAGUUGAGGAGAGAUCUAAUAAAUGUGAAGUUUA
Messenger RNA from Scomber scombrus (Atlantic mackerel), 2651 nucleotides. It is a transcript of the gene slc37a4b, whose product is annotated as solute carrier family 37 member 4b. Gene Ontology annotation, molecular function: glucose 6-phosphate:phosphate antiporter activity. The record is from RefSeq and is a predicted model, not a curated record. Bases 400 to 1749 code for a protein of 449 amino acids. The transcript has 10 exons. Gene Ontology annotation, cellular component: endoplasmic reticulum membrane. NCBI's taxonomy places the organism in Eukaryota, Metazoa, Chordata, Actinopteri, Scombriformes, Scombridae. Gene Ontology annotation, biological process: glucose-6-phosphate transport; phosphate ion transmembrane transport.